Penicillium arizonense is the source of this 519-nucleotide messenger RNA. RefSeq lists its product as uncharacterized. The record is from RefSeq and is a predicted model, not a curated record. NCBI's taxonomy places the organism in Eukaryota, Fungi, Ascomycota, Eurotiomycetes, Eurotiales, Aspergillaceae. The coding region runs from base 1 to 519 and encodes 172 amino acids. The transcript has 3 exons.
AUGGGCUGCACUAACGCUAACGACGCUUCUGAGCACAAUGCAGAGGUUGAAGAUUACACAAAGCGGCCGCCAUAUUUGCUGCAGCCCUUAGAGGAAUUUGGUGAAAUCAAGUGGCGCGCCCACUGCCAGUGUGGCCAGGUUUUGCAUGGCGCGCCCUUCCAGUGGGCAGCUAUAUUUCCCAAAGAAGACAUCCGAUUCGAGAAGGGGGCCAGCGGUCUGUCGUUCUAUGCGGCCGGGGAGAAGAACAACAAGUACCAAACACCCACAAAGGUCUCAUGCUCGUUUUGUCGUACACCUAUUAUGGACGAAGGACGCAGUAUGUGUCUGUUAUUCCCGCAAUUGAUUGACUUUUCCGACUCGCCGGACGAGCAGCGGCACCGAGUGCAAACGUUCUUGCCUACGUGCCACAUCUUCUAUGAAAACCGUUUGAGAGACAUCCACGAUGGAAUUACCAAGUGGUCGGGAAUGGACGAGCAGAGCCAGAGACUAGAUGACGCUGGCCAGCUACUCGAGCAAUAG